UAUUUACAUAUACAAAGAGACGAGAGAUUGUCAUCUGCCCACAAAAUGGACACGGAAGCACCACCUGUACAGCCUGUAGAGAACACCCUUAUCAGCUGUCCAGGCACCACGCCCGGCACACCUUUGAGCAAAAACCAGUUGAAGAAGCAACGAAAACUCGCCGAACAAAUCGAAUUUCGUAAAUUGCGUCGGGUCAAGGAACGCGAGCGCCGCAAGGAGAAGAGAGCCGAUGCCAAGAGCAAGGGAUUACCAUUGAGUGUUGGCCCAUCUCGCAAGGAGCUGAAGCGGCGCCAGGUUUCCGCAAUUGGUCAACCGAACGCUGCAGAUGCGAUCAGCGUGGCGAUUGAUUUGAACUACGAUGAUUUGAUGCAGGAGCGAGAUAUUGCCAAGUGUGUGAAACAAUGUCUGCGCAUCUACACCAUCAAUCGACGUGCCGCACUUCCGCUGCGGCUGCACUUUACUGGCAUCAAGCGGGAUGGACAUAUACACGAGUGUCUGAAGAAGAACGACGGUUGGGAGAAUUGGCACGUGAAUUAUCACUUUGAUUGCACACACAGCGAGGUGUUUGAGAAGCAGCAGUUGGUCUAUUUAACCUGCGAAUCGGAUACAGUGCUGGAUAAGCCACUGCCUGGGCAUACGUACGUAAUUGGCGGCCUUGUCGAUCACAAUCAUUUCAAGGGGCUGUGCCAUCAGCGUGCCAUAAGCGCUGGUCUGGCGACAGCUCGACUCCCGCUUAGCGAGCACGUCGAUAUGAAGACACGUUCCGUGCUCAGCACCUUUCAUGUGUUUGAGUUGUUGACUCGCGUGGCGGCUGGACAAGAUUGGACACAGGCCAUUCUUGAAACCAUUCCGCAGCGCAAGGGAGCCAAGGCCAAGGAAAGCAAUACAACAAUAGCAAAAGAAGAACAACUGGAGCCAUGUGAACAGCAGCUAGAACUGGUGGAAGAAAAGCAACCAUCGACAGAAAGCUGACCCUUUUGUGUUGUUAUAUUUAGUAAAUUAUAAAUACAUGUUUUUCUACAAAAUUGUAAAACCAAA
Drosophila grimshawi is the source of this 1038-nucleotide messenger RNA. RefSeq names its product tRNA methyltransferase 10 homolog A. Lineage: Eukaryota; Metazoa; Arthropoda; Insecta; Diptera; Drosophilidae. Gene Ontology annotation, molecular function: tRNA binding. The record is from RefSeq and is a predicted model, not a curated record. Gene Ontology annotation, cellular component: nucleoplasm; nucleus. Gene Ontology annotation, biological process: tRNA N1-guanine methylation. Bases 46 to 972 code for a protein of 308 amino acids. The transcript has a single exon.